This is a messenger RNA of Eruca vesicaria subsp. sativa (arugula), 2175 nucleotides long. The record is from the annotation of a GenBank genome assembly. Lineage: Eukaryota; Viridiplantae; Streptophyta; Magnoliopsida; Brassicales; Brassicaceae.
CGGAGAUUCCCAUCCUGAUUUUGAAAAAAUUAUAAAGGAAUCAAAACCCUAUCCACCAAUCACAAACCCUCCCCGAUUGUUGAUUUAACUCUCUUGAUCCGUUGUGUCUGUCUGAGCUGGAUUUUGUAUAAAAGAUCAGAUUGCAAUUUCAGAGUAAAGCUGAGCUCUUACAUUAAAACCAACUCUUUGAUCUGAAACAUACGAAUUGGUAGAAUGAGUUAAGGAGGGAAGGGGAGAUGACUGGAUUGGGCGUUCGAUCCAGUAGCUACGGUUCCUUGGACAAGACGGGUCUCUACGCCGUCGUUUUGCCUAUCCACACGACGAAUCGUACCAAACCUUCUAAGAUGAUGCACAAGGAGAGGGUACAUUGGAUCUGCAAAUUCGCUGGUCGUAAGAAGGUGGGCAUGCUGCUCCUCUUCCUAAUCUCCGCCGUCGUCUUCCUCCGCGUCCUCUACGCCGGUAAAGGUGAAGAUGGUCAGGAAGUUCAAGUUCCUCCGAGUCUUCAUUUUAAUGGCACUUCUCUUGUAAAUCAUUCUGUCUUGUUACCCACAAAUGAAGAGCAAAACAUCAACAUUCGGAAUAUAUCUUUUCUAGGAAAAAAUGUCAUACUCUCCGCUCCUCCUUCUCCUAUACAUUUUCUUGGCUAUACGCUUCCUCAGGGUCAUCCUUGUCACACUUUCACCUUACCUCCCCCACCUGCCGACAAAAAAAGAACUGGGCCUCGCCCAUGCCCGGUAUGUUACCUUCCAGUAGAAGAAGCAAUUGCCUUGAUGCCAACUGCUCCGUCCUUUUCUCCUCUUCUUCAGAACUUAACGUAUAUACAUGAAGACCCUCUCAACAGAGACACAGAGUUUGGAGGCUCUGAUUUUGGUGGUUAUCCUACUUUGAAACAUAGGAAUGCUUCUUUUGAUAUUCAAGAAACAAUGAGCGUACAUUGUGGGUUUGUUAAAGGACCUCAACCUGGUCGAAAUACAGGGUUUGACAUUGAUGAGGCUGAUCUUCUUGAAAUGAAGGAAUGCCGUGGGAUUGUUGUUGCUUCUGCCGUAUUUGAUGCUUUUGAUGAUGUAAAAGCCCCCCAAAAUAUCAGUAAAUAUUCGGCAGAAACAGUUUGCUUCUACAUGUUUGUUGAUGAAGGAACUGAAACAAUUUUGAAGAGAGAACGAGGCCUUAACGGCAACAAGAAAGUAGGGAUAUGGAGAGUUGUUGUUGUGCAUAAUCUCCCUUAUUUAGAUGGAAGGCGCAAUGGAAAGGUCCCCAAGCUUCUUGUCCAUAGGAUGUUUCCAAAUGCUAGAUAUUCUUUAUGGAUUGAUGGAAAACUUGAGCUUGUCGUCGAUCCAUAUCAAAUCCUUGAAAGGUUCUUGUGGAGAAAGAAUGCUACUUUUGCAAUCUCUAGACAUUAUAGACGGUUUGAUGUCUUUGUGGAGGCUGAAGCAAAUAAAGCUGCUGGUAAAUAUGACAAUGCUUCUAUCGACUUUCAGGUGGAGUUCUACAAGAAUGAAGGGUUAACCCCUUACUCUGUUGCAAAGCUCCCAAUCACAAGCGAUGUGCCUGAGGGCUGUGUCAUUUUAAGAGAGCAUGUUCCCAUCAGCAACCUCUUCACUUGUCUUUGGUUCAACGAAGUAGACCGAUUCACUUCGAGAGAUCAAAUCAGUUUCUCAACAGUAAGAGACAAGAUUGAAGCAAAAACAAACUGGACAGUAAGCAUGUUCCUUGACUGCGAGAGACGCAACUUUGUAGUUCAGAGAUAUCAUCGAGCAGAACAAGAGAGAAUCGCAAGGCGAAAACCUCCGACUGUGCCUAAUAUUUCUCCUCCUCCACCACCGCCUCCUCCACUGCUUACUACACCAGUUUUAAUCAGCAGCGAUUUGCCUAGAAAAGUCUCAGGUGGAAGAGCGGGCGGUACAAGGCCGCCUAGAAGGCGUGGAAGAGGCAGACGGUCUAGUUCAAGAGGUAAUAGGAAAGCUAAUCUGCCUGUUUAAUUCAGCUUAAGACUGAAAGAAAACAAAGCCUCCCAUCACCAACUACACAUUCAAAUUUUACCACACAUUAGUGUUCCUUUUUGUUUCUCUAUUGAUUAUAAAAGGAUUCAAACUCAAUUUUUAAUGUAUAUAAUAUAUACACGGACAUUUUUGUACUUGGAUACUAAAUUAUAGUUUCAAAAUUUUGGAGAAAGUU